Acanthosepion pharaonis is the source of this 648-nucleotide messenger RNA. NCBI's taxonomy places the organism in Eukaryota, Metazoa, Mollusca, Cephalopoda, Sepiida, Sepiidae. The record is from the annotation of a GenBank genome assembly.
AUGCACUCCCUUGCCAGUUUAUUCUGCCUGGUCAACAACACCGCAUACCUCUUCAACCACCAUCAAACCAGCAAGGCCACGACUAUCAUUAGUAUAAUUCCCACAACUGUCGGCCAGGUUAUUAUAGCAACCAAAUUCUCUCUCCAGCCCGAAUUCAGCCAAACGGUAGACCUGUGCCUUUCUUCUUCCCGUAUGUUUUCUCCCUUCCUCUCACCUUGUCGACAACCGAGACGUGGGAGUCGGGGCCCUCCUGGGUGGCGUAGAGCUCGGAUGACUCUCUUUUCUCGGACUAGCAACCCAUUUCUCCUCUCUAUUCAACUCUUCCGUCUCUCCUGUAGCACCAUGACCCAUAAUGGUCUCCUGUGGGUGCUCACACACGUGAUGAUGAUGUACCGACCGAUCGCAGUCUCACCCAUCCGUCUGCACCUGACGGCAGUCCAGCCAACCACUCUGUCAACAGAUUUCUUAGUUUCUUGCUCUACGAAACCUGGUUAUUAUUCAUCACAUUCUUUUACACGUCCGUUCUCUUCCACUUGUCAGUUACAAGUUACUGAGGUUGAUUUAUCAAGUGUUUCCAGUCUGAUCCUGAAUGUAUUUAAGAAGGUGUUACGAGAACCUAGCCCCCACUCGGUGUUUUUAGAACGUUAA